Molecule: messenger RNA, 2473 nt
Organism: Aspergillus brunneoviolaceus CBS 621.78
Lineage: Eukaryota; Fungi; Ascomycota; Eurotiomycetes; Eurotiales; Aspergillaceae
Product: acyl-CoA dehydrogenase mitochondrial precursor
Exons: 4
Coding region: 270-2381 (703 amino acids)
Cellular component (GO): mitochondrion
Molecular function (GO): hydrolase activity; flavin adenine dinucleotide binding; acyl-CoA dehydrogenase activity
Source: RefSeq, a predicted model, not a curated record
CGAUUCCAAUAGAAGAGCGUCCCAAGAGGCGAAUUGUGCAAGCCCUUCCAAUCGAGACUUUGAAUCGCCUAAAAUCACUAUCCGUGGUAAUUGAGACCGACCAGCGGCUACAAGGACCUUUUUUCUUUUUUUAGUAUCCCCCCGGCGCUUAUGCACUGGCCUCCGACCGUAUUCCAGUAAGUCGUUGAGCUACUACUAGCCAGCCCAUCCUACAAGCGAUCUGGACAUCGAAUCGCCCCCGAGCCAGCGCUUCCUUCUCCUCCGCAAGCAUGGCACAGUUCCAGAUUCUUUCCGACCUACACCUCGAGAACCCGCGAGCAUACGACCUCUUCGGAAUCACCCCGACCGCGCCCUACCUAGCCCUGCUGGGUGACAUCGGCAACGUCAAAGAUGAUGGCUACCUGCAAUUCCUCGAAGCCCAGCUUCACCGCUUCAAGAUCGUCUUCCUCGUCCUGGGCAACCACGAGCCCUUCGAUGCCAGCUGGCCGGCCACACGCGAACGCCUGCAGCGAUUCUCCGAGGAGAUCCAGGACCGGCGCCAAAGGGCGGCGACGACGCCGUCGCAGUUGGGGGAGUUCGUCCUCCUCGAUCGCACGCGGUACCGCCUCACGCCCCAGGUGACAGUCCUGGGAUGUACAUUCCACUCGCGCGUGAGUGAGGCUCAGGAGGAGACCGUCAGCCACGCCCUGAACGACUUUCACUACAUCCAGGACUGGACGGUCGAGCAGCACCGUGCGGCCCACGAGGCCGAGCGUGCCUGGCUUAACGACCAGGUCACCGACAUCGCCCGAGACGAUCCGCAUCAUCGCAUCGUCAUCUUCAGCCAUCACAGCCCGACCGUCGCGGUGGCGGCCGUGGACCCGCGCUACGCCGACAGUCCGAUCACGUCGGCGUUCGCGACGGACCUCAUCGGAGAGCCGUGCUGGGAGCGACCGCAGGUGCGCCUGUGGGCGUUCGGGCAUACACAUUACAACUGCGACUUCACGGACGAUCGGUCCGGGAAGCGGAUCGUGGCGAACCAGAGGGGGUACUACUUUGCGCAGUCCAUCAAAUUCGAUCCCGCCAAGGUUCUCUCCCGCGUAUUGCGGCCUUUGUCCCGCACCGCUGCUUCCGCCCGCCUUAUCACGACAAGACAGCCGUUGCGGACCCGAGUUCUUCCUAGUAGUACCCAAGCAUUCUCCACCACGUCCCGCCGGCGGGACGUCGACCUUUCCGGGCUGACGCCGACCCCGAUCACCUUCCUGUCCGAGACGGAGUCCCUGAUGGCGGAGAGCGUGUCCAAGUUCGCGCAGGAGCAGAUCAGCCCGAAGGUGCGGGAGAUGGACGAGGCGGAGACGAUGGACGCGGCAGUGGUGGAGCAGCUGUUCGAGCAAGGGCUGAUGAGCAUCGAGACCCCCGAGGAGUACGGCGGGGCGGGGAUGAACUUCACGGCGGCGAUCGUGGCCAUCGAGGAGCUGGCGCGUGUCGACCCCAGCGUCAGCGUGCUGGUCGACGUCCACAACACCCUGGUCAACACCGCUAUCAUGAAGUACGGCGACGCCCAGGCCCGCCGCACCUGGCUGCCCCGGCUGGCCACCGGCACCGUGGGCUCCUUUUGCCUCUCGGAGCCGGCUUCCGGAUCCGAUGCCUUCGCCCUGCAGACCAAGGCCGAGAAGACCGCCGAGGGUUACAAGCUCAAUGGCUCCAAGAUGUGGAUCACCAACGCCAUGGAGUCCGGCAUUUUCAUCGUCUUCGCCAAUCUCGACCCCAGCCAAGGGUACAAGGGCAUCACCGCGUUCAUCGUCGAGAAAGAUACUCCCGGCUUUUCGAUCGCCAAGAAGGAGAAGAAACUCGGCAUCCGCGCCAGUAGUACCUGUGUGCUCAACUUUGAUGAUGUCGUCAUUCCGAAGAGUAACCUCUUGGGCGAGGAGGGUCAGGGAUACAAGUACGCAAUUAGCGUGCUGAAUGAGGGUCGCAUUGGUAUUGCGGCUCAAAUGACCGGCCUAGCGCUGGGAGCUUGGGAAAAUGCUGCUCAGUACGUCUGGAACGACCGCCGACAAUUCGGCCAAUUGAUCGGCAAUUUCCAAGGCAUGCAGCACCAGCUGGCCCAGGCGUAUACCGAGAUUGCCGCCGCCCGCGCGCUGGUCUACAACGCGGCUCGGAAGAAGGAGGCCGGCCAGGAUUUCGUCCACGACGCCGCCAUGGCCAAGCUGUACGCCUCGCAGGUCGCCGGGCGCGUGUCCAGCUCCGCGGUCGAGUGGAUGGGCGGAAUGGGCUUUGUACGCGAAGGCAUCGCCGAGAAAAUGUUCCGGGACAGCAAGAUCGGGGCGAUCUACGAGGGCACGAGCAACAUCCAGCUGCAGACCAUCGCCAAGCUGUUGCAGAAGCAGUACACUCGCUAAAAGUCCUCAGGUUGUAUGUGGUGCUUGACAAUCAGCAUUGGCCGUAGUCAAUAGUGCUAACCGGUAAUGAAUAUAUUCGAACUACUACGUAC